Cuscuta europaea is the source of this 1060-nucleotide messenger RNA. The record is from the annotation of a GenBank genome assembly. NCBI's taxonomy places the organism in Eukaryota, Viridiplantae, Streptophyta, Magnoliopsida, Solanales, Convolvulaceae.
GGUUUAUCCAGACCAUAAAAGAACAAUAUAAUGGCUUUGCCACGUCACCUUCUUCUUCUUCUUCUCGGCGUCAUCAGCAGCUUCUGUAUUUUCACUACGGCGGAGGACCCUUCUGGUCUGUAUUGCAAUUCAGACAGUCAAAAGCCUGACGACCAAACACUUGCUAACAUAAAAAAUUUGAUAUCUAGUAGGUCGAAGCUGGUGGCGGGGGCAUCUCGAGAUGGCUACGCCGCCGCCUCGUCCGGCGAGUCCAACCGCACAGUGUACGGGCUGGCUCAGUGCAGAUCAGACGUCAGCCAGAAAGACUGCUCCUCUUGUCUCCAAGAAGCCUCAAAGAAGAUCCUUGAAAAUUGUACGGACCGGGUCGACGCCCGGAUUUGGUACGACUACUGCUUCAUGAGGUACAACACGGAGAAAUUCUACGGCGAUGUGGACACGGGUUUCACGGUUAUAUACGCGAACGUGGAAAAUGUGACGGACCCGUUGAGCUUCAACAAAACAUUGGGAAAACUAGAGGCCGACAUUAGCAAACAGGCGACGGCGCCGAAAAACAAAGGGCUGGGGAAGGGGAAGGUGAAGCUUUCGGAUUUUACGACGUUGUACGCGUUGGGGCAGUGCACGAGGGACUUGUCGCCGGCGAACUGCGCUCAGUGUCUGGCCAUCGGCGUCGGCAAUAACUUCCCCGGUUUCUGUAGCAAUAAGAAGGGGUGCCGGGUUUUAUACAGCAGUUGCUACCUCCGAUAUGAGCUCUAUCCCUUUUACUUCCCCCUCGACAAGUCGGAAAACAAUAAUACCACACAAUCUCGGAAAUACUAUUCGUCUGUGAUUCAUUAACCUUGAGAAUGUUUAUAGAUUGGUUAGUUUUGGUCGAUAAUGGGAACAAAUUAAUUAAAAUGGAUUCAUUUCCAUGGGAACGAAUAAGGCAAGAACGAUCACUAUAUAUAUGUUGUCCGGUUUGAUAUUUCGUAGCUAUACCAUUAAUGACAUGCAAUAAUCUUCAAUGCAAUCACGUACUCUGAUCUAUCUAUACAUACAUCAUUUGUUCAAUAAUACUUCCUCA